AGAGCAGCCGCCGUGCGGGCACCGAGUGCGCCCCGGCCCCGCCGCAGCCCGAGCCCCGGGCGGCCGCGGCUGCUAUGCGGCUUCGCGGCGCACGGCCUGCACCGGGUUUGCACCCACGCCUGCGGGAAGCUGAGCCGUCCGAGGACUAGGGACGCGUGGCCCCAAGCAGGGGGGACGCUGCGUUGACCCCGAGGCUGCGGCCGCCUGGAAGGUGCCCGGUCAGCGAGGGAGGGGGCGAUGCGCCGGGCUGCCGCCACUGCCUGUUGAGCCCGCGGAGGUUUCAGCGCCUGCCGGCAGCAGCACCCUGACCCCGACGAGCGGCCCCGUGCCCGCAGCUCCUGCCGGAGCCCUCGAGAGAAGGAGACAUCGGGGCGAGGCUGAGGGGGGUCGGGGGGCACAUCCUUCUGCCCUGACCCGGCGGCGAUUCCUGCCCUGACACCCCAACGGUGCUGUGGACCCUCCGCUGCCCUCGGCAUCCCCCCCCCCGCCGCCAGCGCUGCCCAGCCUUGGCCUCCAGCCCCGCUGGAGCACGGCAGCCUGCCGGGCGCUGCCCCCCGCGCCUCCCGGGCGCUGCCCCCCGGGUGCAUCGCCUCCUGCCCCGCCGGGGACCCGCCGGCCGCCAGCAGAGCCAUGAAGCUGCAGGCGGUGAUGGAGAACCUGCAGCGGCAGCAGCGCGCGCGGCUGCAGCAGGCGCUGGAAGCGCGGCAGCAGGAGCAGCAGCAGCAGCAGCAGCAGCAGCGCUCCACGUCCCCCCCGGCGCAGCCCCCGCCGACCCCGGGGCAGCCUCCCACCAGCACCCCGGCCCGGAGCCGCGGGCAGGAUCCGGCCCCAGCACCCUCGGAGGAAGGAGCGGAGCCCGAGAGCGCGCACAUCCAGCGGGCGCAGAUGGCUGCCCUGGCUGCCAUGCGGGCGGCAGCCGCCGGCCUCAGCCACUCGUCCAGCCCGGGGCUGUCAGAUGAGAGUCAGGCCUCCGAGGAGGAGGAGGAGGAGGAGGAGGAGGAGCGCGGCGAGGAGGAGGAGGAUGGCGGGUACCAGCAGGAGAUGGGCUCUGAGGAGGAAGAGGAGGAUCUGAAGGGCAAGUGGGAUGAAGAUGACUUUGAAGAGGACCUGGGCGAGGAGGAGGAGGAAGAGGAAGAAGAGGAGGAGGAGGACGAGGAAGACUAUGAAGAAGAGGAGGACAUGGGAGAGGAAGGGCUCGGCUCAGCAGAGGUGGUGCGGGCGGGCGCGGGAUCCUUACUGCUCCGCAAGCCCCCAGCACCCCAGCACUACCGUGGCGAGCCGCCGCGGGCGCCGGGCGGGCAGGAGCGGCUCCCCUCCGGACUGGGCCACGUGCAGCCCCCGCCACCGGCACCCGACCACGGCGACUGGACCUACGAGGAGCAGUUCAAGCAACUCUACGAGCUGGACGGCGACCCCAGGAGGAAGGAGUUCCUGGACGACCUCUUCAGCUUCAUGCAGAAGCGAGGGACCCCCGUGAACCGGAUCCCCAUCAUGGCCAAGCAGGUGCUGGACCUGUACAUGCUGUACACGCUGGUGACGGAGAAGGGCGGCCUGGUGGAGGUCAUCAACAAGAAGCUGUGGCGGGAGAUCACCAAGGGACUGAACCUGCCCACCUCCAUCACCAGCGCUGCCUUCACCCUGCGCACCCAGUACAUGAAGUACCUGUACCCCUACGAAUGUGAGAAGCGAGGGCUGAGCAACCCCAACGAGCUGCAGGCGGCCAUCGACAGCAACCGGCGGGAGGGCCGCCGGCAGGGCUUCGGCAGCUCCCUCUUCACCUACUCGCCCGGCGGCACCCACGGCCUCCUCUCCUCGCCCAAGCUGCCGGUGCCGGCCCUGGGGCUGGCCUCCGCCACCAACGGCGGGUCCAUCGCUCCCGUCCAGAAGAUCAAGAAAGAGGAGGACUCCCCCAUCCCCAUCUCCAUGCCCAGCCGGCUCCCCGUCUCGCUGGCCGGUCACCCCGUGGUGGCAGCCCAGGCGGCCGCGGUGCAGGUGGCGGCGGCGGCCCAGGCCGCGGCGCUGGAGCAGCUGCGGGAGAAGCUGGAGUCGGGGGAGCCCCCGGAGAAGAAGAUGGCGCUGGUGACAGACGAGCAGCAGCGGCUGAUGCAGCGGGCGCUGCAGCAGAACCUCCUGGCCAUGACGGCCCAGCUGCCCAUGAGCAUCCGCAUCAACAGCCAGGGCACCCGCUCGCCAGAGAACCGCCAGGACUCCACCGCCGGGCUGAGCAGCAACGGCACCAACAGCAUCAGCAUGUCGGUUGAGAUCAACGGUAUCGUCUACACAGGUGUGCUGUUCGCCCAGACGCCCGGCCCUUCCUCUUCCUCCUCCUCCUCCUCCUCCUCGCUCCCCUCCUCUGCCUACAGCAAAGGCAACGGCGGCGGGGGCGGCAGCCGGAGCAGCGGUGGCAGUGGGGGGAGCGGUGGCGGCAGUGUCCCCCCCACGGCCGCGGCCAGCCUGGCCGUGCCCCCCAGCUCUACCUCCAACAACGCUUCGCCUUAACACCCCCGGCCCCCCGGCCCCCCCUCACCAGCUCCGGCAGCCGCGGCGGGGGGCAGAGCUCGCCCCUCCAGCCCUGGCCGGGGCGCAGGGGGCCGGGGUCUGGCCGGGGUCUCACCGGGCUCUGCCCUUGUUCUCGUGUUGUUGGGUUUUCCUUUGCGAGGAGAAAAGCUUUAGCCCGGGGGUUUUGCCAGAGCCGCCGGCUGUCCUGCUGCGCCGCGCCGGUCCGGGACCGUUUACCUCACUCACAUCACACUUUGCACUGUACAUUUAUUAUUAUUAUUAUUAUUAUUUUUUAACUCGUGUUACCUCCAGACAGACGCAUGGACGCCUGCCGACGCGAGCUUUAGUGAAACCCCCCGGCACUCUCUAAA
Messenger RNA from Tyto alba (common barn owl), 2870 nucleotides. It is a transcript of the gene ARID3A, whose product is annotated as AT-rich interaction domain 3A. The transcript is spliced from 9 exons. Bases 631 to 2499 code for a protein of 622 amino acids. Gene Ontology annotation, molecular function: DNA binding. The record is from RefSeq and is a predicted model, not a curated record. Gene Ontology annotation, biological process: regulation of transcription by RNA polymerase II. NCBI's taxonomy places the organism in Eukaryota, Metazoa, Chordata, Aves, Strigiformes, Tytonidae. Gene Ontology annotation, cellular component: nucleus.